AUGGAUCGAAUCGAUGAAAGAGACCCAGCCACUGGCAAAUGGGCUGUGUCCCCUGGAGAAGAAGGAAAAGUGUGGUGUGACGCAAGCAGUCUAGCGAUCGGAGUUUGUCUAGAAAUUGAAGGUGAGAUAGUCGAAGAUGCUUCGUGGCUGAGGAAGCAGCAUGAUUCAGCACAUAUCAAUUUAGCAGAAUUGGAAGCUAUCCUAAAAGGAGUAAAUUUGGCCCUGUGUUGGGGGUUAAAGAAGAUCGUAUUAAUCACGGAUUCAGCGACAGUUCAUGCUUGGGUGUCAUCUAUACUGACGGGGGACCGUCCUAUCAAAACACAUGGGUUAAGUGAAGUUUUGGUUAGAAGACGAUUAAGCCUAUUUAAAGACAUUAUUUUGGAAUGCGGUCUCAAUGUACAAAUAGAACUCAUUAAGUCACAGUUCAACAAAGCAGAUCUUCUUACAAGAGUGCCAAAAAAAUGGUUAGCAAGAAACGAAGAGACUAGCAUUGCACUUGUGUAUGAGAAUGAGAGUGUGGACCAAAAGACAUUGGUGAAACAGGUUCAUGACUUGCAUCAUUUUGGUGUUAACCGUACUUUAUUCACCGCCAGACGGUGUCACCCAGACAUUAACUUUACCACAAAAGUUGUUAAAGAAGUUGUGAAAAGUUGUAAAGAGUGUCUGUCAAUUGAUCCAUCCAGCAUCAAAUGGGAGCCUGGGUAUUUGGAUUGCCAGAACAAUUGGUAUAGGCUUGCCAUUGACGUAACACACUAUGGUCAAAGCAAGUUCAUGACCAUUGUGGACUGUGGUCCAAGUAGGUUCUGCAUUUGGCGCCGGAUCCCAAAAGAGACGAAAGAUCAGAUUUCUAAAGUGUUGUUGGAAUUGUUUACUGAUCGAGGGCCACCACAUGAGAUUUUGAUGGACAAUAGUGCAACAUUUCGAUGCGAAGAGAUUACUCAGCUCUGUGAUAAAUGGGGUAUUAAAGUUGUGUUUAGGUGUGUCAACCGGCCAAGUGGAAACGGGAUAGUUGAGCGAAACCACAGAACAAUCAAGCGUAUGGCCGCAAGAACUAAAGGGAGUAUCCAAGAAAUGGUCUAUUGGUACAAUUUGACACCUAAAGAAGGAUUAGGUGGCGAUUCAUCGCCGAGUUCCCAGAUUUUUUCGUACCAAUGGCGAUGUAAAGGUGAACCUGUAAAAGGUGAAGUGUAUGAAGGGUCACAUUUUACAGUAGGUGAACGUGUGUAUGUCAAGCCGCCAAACCCAUCCUGUACUUCGAGAUGGAAGGAAGGAGUGGUUACUGGACAGUUUUCACCCAGAAGUGUUGAAGUAAAUGGCAGGCCUCAUCACAUAGCAGAUGUGCGAAAAGUAGUUGAAAGUAAAAAUGAAAGUGUAAGUUGUGUCGGCACCUCGAGGGCGUGUGGUGGUGUUGACACCACGGGGGCGUGUAGCUGUGAACUAGCAUCAGCUGACUAG
Molecule: messenger RNA, 1455 nt
Organism: Macrosteles quadrilineatus (aster leafhopper)
Lineage: Eukaryota; Metazoa; Arthropoda; Insecta; Hemiptera; Cicadellidae
Exons: 1
Coding region: 1-1455 (484 amino acids)
Biological process (GO): DNA integration
Molecular function (GO): nucleic acid binding; RNA-DNA hybrid ribonuclease activity
Source: RefSeq, a predicted model, not a curated record